UCUGCUGCUCUGUAAUGUUUGGUUCUCUGCAACGUCAAAGCUCCCUUAUAUACUCGCCUGUGUUCAGUUUUUUCAGAUUUCCUUGUCCUGAAAUGCAUACAAUCAGAUGCGUGUCAAUGCUUCAAUUCAGCUACAGUGGGACUUUGUGGUAGGGUUUUAACGUUAUAAGCCCUAAUUCUGUUUUGCUUCUUGGCUUGUUAUCCCUCUCCCUUUCUCUCUGUCACACACCUAUACAACCAGAAAUGAAUCUGAAACACUUCUUUUCCAGACAAACAAUCAACCAUAUUUCAAAACUUGAAAGUAGGAUUUUAUCCUCAUACACAAACUGUCACCGGAAUGCCUCCACUAUUACCUCCCAAAUUUCCGCAUCCAUUCAUUCACCAAACAGUCGAGCCUCUCCUCCAAUCCUAAACUCUAUAUACCCAAAACCCUUUUGGCAUUUCAACAGAUACAUUCAUUCUAGUCAAGAAGGUAAAUUGGAUGACUCGGGGAGUGACAUGGAGGACGAUACAGAGGAGGAUGGAACCAUGAAUGAGUUCUUAUCCCGAUUUGUCUGGAUAAUGCGUGGGAAGCUCAAUGAAGCCUACCCCGACUUUGACAAGAAGGCAAUUGACAGCAUGCUUCUGAUCAUUGUUGGGAAGGUUGUAUUGGAAAUGGAGAAAGGUGGCCUUGAGCAGAUGCUCAGUGCAGCUGCAGCCACUCCGUCACAAGACUUCAGUGAAGAUUUGUGGAAAACAGUGUGGGAGGUUAGCAAUGUGGUAUUGGAAGACAUGGAGAAAGCAAGGAAGAAGGAAAAAAUGAAGGGUUUUCUUCAAUCUGAAGAAGUUAAGGAGAUGUAUAGAUUUGCUAGUGAAGUGGGUAUUCGUGGGGAUAUGCUAAGAGAGCUUAGGUUUAAAUGGGCUCGUGAGAAAAUGGAAGAGAGUGAGUUUUAUCAGAGUUUAGAGCGUCUCCAGAAAGAGGAAGGCCAGGCUCGGCAAGAAGGUAAUGAAACAGUCGGCAAGGAAUAUGGAACCAUGGGUGAAGAGGCUGUUGGAGAUGAUACGGGCGUUGCUGAAGAGAAAUCUAAGGUUGUUACUCUCCCUAAGAGACGAGGGAAAAUUAAAUACAAGAUUUAUGGUCUUGAUCUCUCCGACCCAAAGUGGGCUGAAGUGGCUGAUAAGAUUCAUGAGACUGGAGAAGUCAUUUGGCCUCAGGAACCAAAGCCAAUAUCUGGGAAAUGCAAACUUGUUACUGAGAGUAUCUUUUCAUUGCAAGAGGAGGAUGACCCUUCUCCACUGUUAGCUGAAUGGGUAGAGCUUCUCCAGCCUAGCAGGAUUGACUGGAUAACUUUGCUUGAUAGAUUGAAAGAACAAAAUACUUCUUUAUACUAUAAGAUUGCAGAACUUGUACUUGACGAGGAGUCCUUCCAAACUAACAUACGGGACUAUUCAAAGCUGAUUGAUGCCCAUGCUAAAGAGAACCGCCUAAAAGAUGCUGAGACGAUUCUUAAAAAGAUGAAUGAAAAUGGAAUCUUGCCCGAUAUAUUAACAUCCACCAUUAUGGUUCACAUGUACAGCAAGGCAAGCAACAUUGAUCGUGCAAAGGUAGCAUUUGAAAGCUUGCGGAGCCAAGGCUUCCAGCCCGACAUGAGGGUAUACAACUCGAUGAUUAUGGCCUAUGUAAAUGCUGGCCAACCAAAGCAGGGUGAGUCAUUGAUGAGAGAAAUGGAGGCAAGGGAUAUUAAACCCACAAAGGAGAUCUAUAUGGCCUUGCUUCGGUCAUUUGCCCAAUGUGGUGAUGUUAAUGGAGCACAAAGAAUUGCUACCACUAUGCAGUUUGCAGGGUUCCAGCCAAGUUUAGAAUCAUGUACAUUGCUUGUCGAGGCGUUUGGGCAAGCUGGUGACCCAGAUCAGGCAAGGCACAAUUUUGACUACAUGAUAAAAAUAGGACACAAGCCUGACGAUAGGUGCACUGCUAGCAUGAUUGCAGCUUAUGAGAAGAAGAAUUUACUGGAUAAGGCCUUGAAUCUACUACUGCAGCUUGAGAAGGAUGGAUUUGAGCCUGGGGUUGCUACUUACACUGUUCUGGUAGACUGGUUGGGUAAGUUACAGCUUAUUGAUGAAGCCGAGCAGGUAUUGGACAAGAUUUCUGUGGAGGGUGAGGCUCCUCCUUUUAAGGUUCAUAUAAGCCUUUGUGAUAUGUACUUGAAGGCUGGGGUUGAGAAGAAAGCUCUUCAAGCACUUGGGGUCGUGGAGGCCAAGAAAGAGCUACUCAGACCAGAGGAAUUUGAGAGGAUUAUAAAUGCGCUGAUAGCUCGUGGUUUUGUACAGGAUGCCCGAAGGAUGCAUGGGUUGAUGGAAGCCCAGGGAUUUGCAGCAUCAGAGCCGCUUAAAGUGGCCUUGAUGGCAGCUCAAGCUGUAGGCCGCAAGAGACCAACAAUGAGAUAAUUCUAUAAUGACUUUGGAAAACGGCACAUAUUGCAUGGUCAGCCGGAGUAAAUUGAGCUCUUUUGCACAUUAUAACGUGAACUUAUCCAUGUCGGUGCAUUUGCCAUGGCUUUGUGCCCCUAAAAACGAAAAUCAUUUCUAUCCCCUCGGACUGAUUCUCCAUGUGAGCUACUGGGGCUAUCAUCCUGUGUUUUACAGCAUAAAUGUUGAAUUAUUUCUUGAUUGAUCCUGCGUAGUGAGACAGUCAUUAUGAAAAUUCCAAUGUUGUUCCUGUUUAGCAUCUUCAAUACAUGAUCUUUGUGAUUAAUGAGAAUAAUUAGGUGAUUCAGGCACAAAUCUUUUUUUCUUUUUCUUUUUCUUUUUCUUUUUGACAUUGGGGCAUUUUCUUCCAAUGGUCUUGA
This is a messenger RNA of Ilex paraguariensis (yerba mate), 2827 nucleotides long. NCBI's taxonomy places the organism in Eukaryota, Viridiplantae, Streptophyta, Magnoliopsida, Aquifoliales, Aquifoliaceae. The record is from the annotation of a GenBank genome assembly.